AUGUUCACCGGAAUAGUAGAAACGAUUGGGACUGUCUCCUCCCUCAUCCCACAAGACGACACCACCACCGGCGGUGGCGGAACUUCCUUGACCAUAUCCAAUGCCGCCCCAAUUCUCACUGAUGUCCAUCUCGGUGACUCAAUCUCUGUCAAUGGAACCUGUCUCACCGUCACCGCCUUUGACAAUGACAGCUUCAAGGUCGGCGUCGCCCCCGAAACCCUCCGCCGCACAAACCUCGGCUCUCUCACUGUUGGCUCCUCCGUAAACCUCGAGCGCGCCGUUGCUGGGCACGUCCGUUUCGGCGGUCACUUCGUACAGGGCCACGUAGACACCAUUGCGACGAUAUUAUCAAAGACUCCAGAUGGAAACGCUGUGACGUUCCGCUUCCAGCCGAGGGAUAAGGAUGUGCUGAUGUACAUCGUGGAGAAGGGGUACGUGACUGUUGAUGGUGCGAGCUUGACUGUUGUCGCCGUGUCCGACGACUGGUUUGAGGUUAUGCUUGUGGCAUACACACAAGAGAAGAUCGUCACCGCGGCAAAGCCUGUGGGCGGUGAAGUCAACAUCGAAGUCGAUAUGACAGGCAAGUACAUUGAGAAACAAGUGAAGGCGUACCUCGGCGGAGCCAGGGGUUUUAUGCUGGAAUCACUAGUGGAGAAGAUCGUAGAAAGAAAGUUGGCACAGAAAUAA
This is a messenger RNA of Morchella importuna, 687 nucleotides long. RefSeq lists its product as uncharacterized. Gene Ontology annotation, molecular function: riboflavin synthase activity. The transcript is spliced from 4 exons. Gene Ontology annotation, biological process: riboflavin biosynthetic process. The record is from RefSeq and is a predicted model, not a curated record. The coding region runs from base 1 to 687 and encodes 228 amino acids. NCBI's taxonomy places the organism in Eukaryota, Fungi, Ascomycota, Pezizomycetes, Pezizales, Morchellaceae.